Molecule: messenger RNA, 8500 nt
Organism: Cyprinodon tularosa
Lineage: Eukaryota; Metazoa; Chordata; Actinopteri; Cyprinodontiformes; Cyprinodontidae
Gene: gcn1
Product: GCN1 activator of EIF2AK4
Exons: 57
Coding region: 32-8053 (2673 amino acids)
Biological process (GO): cellular response to amino acid starvation; regulation of translation
Cellular component (GO): cytosol
Molecular function (GO): protein binding; protein kinase regulator activity
Source: RefSeq, a predicted model, not a curated record
GUCAACAAGUCCUUCCUGCAACAAGACCGGCAUGAUGGCGUCGGACACGCAGGUUUCAGACACCCUGAAGAAAUUUGCUGUCAAAGUGACGACGGCCAGCAUUAAGGAGCGGAAGGAGAUCUACGGGGAUUUGAGGAGGUGUCUGCAGGAUAAAGAGUUGCCAGAGGCUGCGGUUAAAGGGCUGUGUAAGCUCUUCUGCCUCACCCCCCACAGAUACCGAGAUGCGGCGUCACGCAGAGAGCUGCUGUCCGUCAUCGGCCAGCUGGCGGACAGUCAUUCUGACGUCCUGGUGUCCAGCCUCCUCCAGGGACUUUUGAACUGCGGAGUCAUCAGCAAAAAUGGAGAGCCAAGUAAGAGCUCCGGCUCUGCCGCCUUCAUCGGCCUGUCCUGGACCUGCCUUUUAAUCCCUAAAGUGUUUUCUGCUCCAGAGAAACGAGAAGGACCCAUCUGGAAGAAAAUGGUGGAGGUCCAGAGCCUUCUAGUGGCGGAGGUGGUGGGCGGAGCCAAAACCACAGCGAAGAAAUCAAGCCUGAAGAAUCUCUGUCACCUGUGGGAAGAGAAGCCUGGGCUGGUUGAUCACUACAUCAGCACCCUGCUGACUCUGGAGCAGAGCCCCACCAUGCUGCCCAUGCUGGGGGUGUGUUUGGACUUCUGCGCUGCUCAGAAGGACAAAGCUACCAUCGAGAAACACAAGAGCACCAUGUUGGACCUCUACAUUAAAUCGGUCCUGAUGAGCAAAACCAGACCGCAGCAGCACAUUUUGGAUCAGAGCGGCUCCCUGCUGCGUCACGUCACCCACUCUGAGUUCAAGGAGCUGCUGCUUCCCGCGCUGCAGAAGACCAUGCUGCGCAGUCCAGAGAACGCCAUGCAGACCGUUUCCUGCCUGCUGUCUGCUGUAACUCUGGAUCUCAGCCAGUAUGCCAUGGACAUCGGAAAGGCCGUCGCCAGCCAGCUGAAGGCCAAUAAUGCUCAGCUGAUGGAGGAAGCUGUUAAGGCCAUGCAGAACCUGGUCCAGCAGUGCAGCGACGCCGCUGCAGUUCAGGACAUCGUCUCUCAUCUUUUCAAGAUUCUCGGAGGCUCUGAAGGAAAACUCACGGUUGUUGCCCAGAAAAUGAGCGUAUUGUCAGGGAUCGGCAGCUGCAGCCAUCACGCGGUGUCAGGAACCUCCAGUCAGACUCUGAGCUCUGCGGUCUCGGUCAUGUUCAUCCCUUACUUGCAACAGGAAGUUCACGAGGGCACCUUGGUGCACGCAGUGGGGGUUCUGUCUCAGUGGAGCAGUCGCCUCACGGUGGAGGUCCCCGCCGCUCUGCUGGACUGGUUAAAGAAGGCGUUUACUCUGAAGACCUCCACCUCCGCCGUUCGCCAUGCGUACCUUCAGACCAUGCUGGGGGCCUUUAAAGGUGACACUUUGGCGCAGGCGUCAGACCUCAUCCCGCUGCUCCUCCAGACAGUUGAGAAAGCUGCAGCACAAAACUCCCAGCAUGCUUUGCUUGCAGAGGGUGUAGCAGCUUCUGUUCUUUUGAGUCGACUCUCUCUGCUGGAGACACAAACGGAGGCCAAAUUCAGCAGCUUCUGGAACCUGAUCUUGGAUGAGAAGAAACCGUUGUUCACCACCGAGAAGUUCCUGUCCCAAGGCAGCGAAGAGACUCUGCUCACCGUGCUGCAGCUCUGCGAGAGGCUGUUUCUGGACCACGCUCAGCGACUGAACACCAGCAGAUCCCAGAUGUAUCAUCAGGCCGCCGUUGCAGUGCUGCUGUCUCGGAGCUGGCGUGUGAGGAAGAAGGCCCGGCAGACGGUCAGGAAGCUGCUCUCCUCUCUGGGCGGCUCCAGUCUCGCUCACGGCCUGCUAGGAGAGCUGCGGGUCGUCAUCAACAAACAUAAAGUUCUAGCGCAGGACGUCCUGCUGUCGGAGUCAGGAGAGCUGACGGAGCUCGGUCGCAGCUACAUCCCACCUCGCGUCCUGCUGGACGCCCUGUGUGUCGUUUGCUCGGCUGCCAGCCAGUGGGGGGAUCCGGCUGAGGCGGAGAAUGUAGCAAUGGAGACUCUGAUUGUCACCCAUCAUCCCUCCAUCGUCGGUGUUCGUCCCGGCCUGUGGCCCCUCCUGCUCUCCUCCAUGAAGAUUCGAGCUGAGGAGCUCAUCGAGAAGAACCUGGAGGCCAUCCUGCCACAGCUGCUGGAGGUCAAUGCUGACAGCCAGGCGGUGAAAAACGCAGUCGGUGCGCUCAGCGUCCUGUCGCCAAACAAGCUGUUGCCGCGGGUGAUGAGUCAUGUGAUCGAAGGUCUGCGUCAGCCCGCUCUCCUCCAAGUCACCAGGGAGGAGUACGCCAUCAUGCAGACCCCAGAUGGAGAGCUGCACGAUAACAGCAUCAUCCAGAGUGCCCAGAAGGAAAACACCAAGAAGGUGAACAUGAAGAGGGAAAACAAGGCCUACUCCUACAAGGAGCAGAUCAUUGAGCUGGAGUUACAGGAGGAGAUGAAGAAGAAAAAAGGCAUCAAAGAUGAAGUUCAGCUGACCAGCAAGCAGAAGGAAAUGAUUCAGGUUCAGCUGGAGAAGGAGUCGGCUGUCCGCAAGCGACUUCAAGGGAUGGAUGCGGAGCUGCAGAGCGUGGUGGGUCUGCUGGAGGCCACUCUGAAAGCAGGACCAGCUCAGAUCGGCUGGGAGCUCCCCGCAGUCCUGCAGGUCCUGAUUCCGCUGCUGCAAUCCCCUCUUGCUGCUCCGCGCAUCCAGCAGGUCUUCCUGGACAUCGGGGUGUCCCUCAUGCCCCGACACCUCCACCACCUGGCUGCACUCGUGGGUCAUGUGACCUUACGGCUGCUGAAGCCUGAGUGUGAUCUGGAUCCGGCGUGGAGCGAGGAGGACCUGGACACUGCGGCCAACCGCACCGUGCUCCUGCUGCAUGAGCACACCGUCCCUCAGAGAGAAGGCAAGACUGCAGGUGUCGCUCCGCUGGCGGCUCCCGCCUUCUCCUUCUGCUUCCCUCUCCUCAACGCAAUGCUCAGGGAGUAUUCAGGCAGCACAGAGGAGACGGAGAGCUUGAUGACCAGAGCCCUGCAGGUCAUCAACGUGCACUCGCAGCUACGUUCCAGCCUGGAAGCUGAUGACAUGACCAUAGACGAGAACGGACCUGAGCUCCUCCCACGUGAGAACAUGAUGCUGCUGCUGACCAGAGUCAUUUCCACAGCGACGCCCAGGCUGCAGGUUCUUGCGUCUCAGUGCCUGACGGCGCUGUGUGCCAGCGCAGGAGGAGGCGACGGCUGCACGGUGGCCGAGCAGCCGGAGAUCGACGUCCUGCUCAGCGCCCUGCUUUCCUCCUGCUUCUCUGUCAGAGAUGCUGCUCUCAGGGGGUUGUUGGAGAUGGAGUUCGCUCUAUCUACAGACAGCACCGAGAGCAGCGGGAUGAGUUUGCUGCGCAGGCUUUGGGUUGCCAGGUUUGAUGUUGAAGAGGAGGGACGAGCCUUGGCUGAGAGACUCUGGGAGUCUCUGGGUUUGGAGCUGGUCCCUGAGCUCUGCACGCUGCUGAUCGGAGACAUCACUCACCAUGAGGAGGCCAUCCGCUCUGCAGCAGCAGAGGCCCUCUCUAGCGCUGUGUCCCAGUACAGAGACCAGUCUGCCGCCGUGCUCGGUCAGCUCACUGAGCUCUACCAUCAGAAACUUUAUAGGCCGCCUCCUGUCCUGGACGCUCUGGGAAGAGUGAUCUCAGAAUCUCCGCCGGACCAGUGGGAGGCCAGGUGCGGCAUUGCUCUGGCUCUCAACAAGCUGUCGCAGUACCUGGACGAAUCUCAGGUCACGCCUCUCUUCCUGUUCUUUGUGCCUGAUGCCCUGAACGACCGGCACGUCGAGGUGCGGCGCUGCAUGCUGGAUGCCGCCCUCUCAGCGCUCAACACGCAUGGAAAGGAUAACGUGAGCUCCCUGCUGCCGGUGUUCGAGGAGUUUCUGAAGAACGCCCCGCAGGACGCCAGCUACGACUCGGUUCGUCAGAGUGUCGUAAUCCUCAUGGGAUCUUUGGCCAAACAUCUGGAUAAAAACGACCCGAAGGUCAAACCCAUUGUGGCCAAGCUUAUAACGGCGCUGUCUACGCCGUCACAGCAGGUCCAGGAGUCCGUGGCUGGCUGCCUGCCUCCUUUGGUUCCGGCCAUCAAGGAGGACACAGCAGGAAUCGUCCGGAAUCUGCUGCAGCUGCUGCUGGAGAGUGACAAGUAUGCGGAGCGGAAAGGAGCGGCGUACGGCCUGGCUGGGCUGGUCAAAGGCCUGGGCAUCCUGGCGCUCAAACAACAGGACAUCAUGACCACGCUGACAGACGCCAUUCAGGACAAGAAGAACUUCAGACGAAGGGAAGGAGCGCUGUUUGCCUUCGAGAUGCUGUGCAACAUGCUGGGGAAGCUGUUUGAGCCAUACGUGGUCCACGUGCUGCCACACCUCUUGCUUUGCUUUGGAGAUGGAAACCAGUAUGUCCGGGAGGCUGCAGACGACUGCGCCAAAGCUGUGAUGAGGAACCUGAGCGCCCAUGGGGUGAAGCUGGUGCUCCCUUCUCUCCUGGUGGCCCUGGAGGAGGAAUCAUGGAGGACCAAAGCAGGCUCGGUGGAGCUGCUGGGCGCCAUGGCGUUCUGCGCGCCCAAACAGCUGUCCUCCUGCCUGCCCAGCAUCGUACCCAAGCUGACGGAGGUCCUGACCGACUCCCACGUCAAGGUGCAGAAGGCGGGCCAGCAGGCCCUGCGGCAGAUCGGCUCCGUCAUCCGCAACCCUGAAAUCUUGGCCAUCACUCCCAUCCUGCUGGACGCCCUCACCGACCCGUCUAGGAGGACACAGACGUGUCUCCAGACGCUGCUGGACACCAAGUUCGUCCACUUCAUUGACGCCCCCUCCCUGGCCCUCAUCAUGCCCAUCGUCCAGAGGGCCUUCCAGGACCGCUCCACAGACACUCGCAAGAUGGCGGCACAGAUCAUCGGCAACAUGUACUCCCUGACCGACCAGAAGGACCUGUCGCCCUACCUGCCCAGCGUGAUCCCCGGCUUGAAGGCGUCUCUGCUGGACCCGGUGCCCGAGGUACGAACCGUCUCCGCCAAGGCUCUGGGCGCCAUGGUGAAGGGGAUGGGGGAGUCAUGCUUCGACGACCUGCUGCCCUGGCUCAUGGAGACCCUGGCCUCCGAGCAGAGCUCCGUGGACCGCUCCGGCGCUGCACAAGGCCUGGCUGAGGUGAUGGCCGGACUGGGCGUGGAGAAGCUGGACAAGCUGAUGCCAGACGUGGUUCAGACCGCCAGCAAGGUGGACAUCGCUUCGCAUGUCAGAGACGGUUACAUCAUGAUGUUCAUCUACCUGCCCCUCACCUUUGGGGAUAAGUUCACCCCCUACGUGGGCCCCAUCAUCCCCUGCAUCCUGAAGGCUCUGGCUGAUGAGAACGAGUACGUGAGGGACACGGCGCUGCGAGCCGGCCAGAGGAUCAUCAGCAUGUACGCCGAGACGGCCAUCGCCCUGCUGCUGCCGGAGCUGGAGCAGGGCCUGUUUGACGACCUGUGGAGGAUCAGGUUCAGCUCAGUCCAGCUGCUGGGAGACCUGCUGUUCCACAUUUCUGGGGUAACGGGAAAGAUGACCACGGAGACCGCGUCAGAGGACGACAACUUUGGCACCGCUGCAUCCAACAAGGCCAUCAUCUCUGCUCUGGGAGCAGAGCGGCGGAACCGGGUGCUCUCCGGCCUCUACAUGGGCCGCUCUGACACCCAGCUGGUGGUGCGGCAGGCGUCGCUCCACGUGUGGAAGAUCGUCGUUUCAAACACGCCCCGAACGCUCAGAGAGAUCCUCCCCACGCUCUUCUCCCUCCUGCUGGGCUUCCUGGCCUCCACCUGCCCCGAUAAGAGAACGAUCGCCGCUCGGACGCUGGGCGAUCUGGUGAGGAAGCUGGGCGAGAAGAUCCUCCCGGAGAUCAUCCCCAUCCUGGAGGACGGGCUGCGCUCCGACAAGAGUGACGAGCGGCAGGGCGUGUGCAUCGGGCUCAGCGAGAUCAUGAAGUCCACCAGCAAAGACGCGGUGCUGAUCUUCUCCGAGUCGCUGGUCCCAACUGUGAGGAAGGCUCUGUGCGACCCGCUGGAGGAGGUCCGGGAGGCGGCGGCCAAAACCUUCGAGCAGCUCCACGCCACCAUCGGCCACCAGGCGCUGGACGACAUCCUGCCCACUCUGCUCAAACAGCUGGCGGAUGAGGACACAGCGGAGUUUGCCCUGGAUGGUCUGAAGCAGGUCAUGGCUGUGAAGAGCCGUUCUGUGCUGCCAUAUCUGGUCCCAAAGCUGACCGCUCCUCCUGUGAACACCCGUGUGCUGGCCUUCCUCUCUGCGGUGGCCGGAGACGCUCUGACGCGUCACCUGGGCGUCAUCCUGCCCGCUCUGCUCUCCUCCCUGAAGGGGAAGCUGGGAACAGAGGAGGAAGCUCAGGAGCUUUGCAGCUGUCAGACCGUCAUCCUGUCAGUGGAGGAUGAGGCAGGUCAGAGGAUCAUCAUCGAAGACCUGCUGGAGGCGACACGAGGCGCCGACCCUGGCCUCCGACAGGCCGCCAUCACCGUCUUAAAUGCUUACUUUGCUCGUACUCGCCUGGAUUACAGCGCUCACAUUCGCACGCUGCUGUCGGGCCUGAUCCGCCUGCUGAACGACUCCAACACAGAGGUCCUCUCCCAGAGCUGGGACACCAUCAACUCCAUCACCAAGAAGCUGGAUGCUAGCAGCCAGCUGGCUCUGAUCGACGACCUGCAUCGAGACAUUCGAGCCGUUGCUGCUGAUGUCAAAGGUCAGCACCUGCCCGGGUUCUGUCUGCCCAAAAAGGGUGUGACGUGUAUCCUGUCAGUCCUGAGAGAAGGCGUCCUCACAGGAAGCCCCGAGCAGAAGGAGGAAGCAGCCAAAGCCCUGGGCGGCGUCAUCAGACUGACGUCUCCUGAAGCUCUGCGGCCGUCGGUCGUAAACAUCACAGGACCUCUGAUCCGCAUCCUGGGAGACCGUUUCGCCUGGACGGUGAAGACGGCUCUGCUGGAGACCCUCACCCUGCUGCUAGCCAAGGUGGGAAUCGCCCUGAAGCCCUUCCUGCCGCAGCUGCAGACCACCUUCCUGAAGGCGCUGCAGGACUCCAGCCGCGCGGUGAGGCUGCGGGCCGCCGAGGCUCUGGGUCAGCUGGUCUCCAUCCACACCAAGGUCGACCCUCUGUUCACCGAGCAGCUCUCCGCCAUCCGCAACGCAGAGGACUCUGGAGUCAGGGAAACGAUGCUCCAAGCUUUGAGGUUUGUCAUCCAGGGGGCCGGAGCCAAAGUGGACCCGACCAUUCGAAAGAACAUCACCAGCACAUUACUGGGCAUGCUCGGACACGACGAGGAUGCAACACGUAUGGCCUCGGCAGGCUGCAUCGGCGAGCUGUGUGCCUUCCUGUCAGAGGAGGAGCUGAAGACUGUCUUACUUCAGCACGUCUUAGCCGACGUGUCUGGCGUGGACUGGAUGGUGCGUCAUGGUCGCAGCCUGGCCCUGGCCAUAGCUGUGAAGGCUGCUCCCGACAGGCUGUGUGGAAAGGAUUACGGUGAGACGGUGACAGAAACCAUUUUGACCAACGCCACAGCUGACCGGAUUCCCAUCACUACCAGCGGGAUCCGCGCUUUGGGAUAUCUGAUGAGGCAUCAUCUGCGGACGGAAGGAGGCAGCAGCGGCGUCUCCCAGCGCGCCGUCCCCCACUUUGUUAAGUGUCUUCAGAACCAAUCCAGUGACAUCAGACUGGUGUCGGAGCGAGUGCUGUGGUGGGUGUUCAAAGACCCGACUACUCCCACCAUGGAGGCCGGCCUGAUCAAGCCGCUGCUGAAGAGCCUGCUGGACAACACCAAGGACAAGAACACCACGGUCCGAGCCCAGAGCGAACACACCAUCGUCAGCCUUCUGCGGCUCCGCCAGGGAGAGGAAACCAUGCAGAGCAUCACUGCCAUCCUGGACUCUGCAAGCAACGACCUGCUGUCAGAGUGUCACCGCCGCUCGCUGAAGAAAAUAGCCAGCCAGCCGGACUCCAACGAGGAGAUCGACGACACCAUCCUGACCUGAAGCAGCAAGACUGGAGGAUGAAAGCGAAGCUACAGAGGGUUCAUCGAUGGCGUGAACCAGAACCCAAACGCUCUCCAAACAUGCUCCCUUUGAACCAGCGUGGGAGGAGGAGGAGCAGCUCUCCCUUCCCUCACGUUUCUGCAAACAUUUUAUUUUAUUUUUUACCUUUUGUUUCAGCGGCCUUUUCCUGAUCCUAACUUUCAUCUGGUGACAUUAGAAAGACGCCAAAUCUGUGCUAGUCCAGUGUUCUGCUACGUCUUUUACCGAACCGAUCGGAAGCGUUUAAGAUGUAAGGAGUAACACCCCACCUUUGGUUUUCUUUGGACUUGACAUGUGGGAAACGUUUGGAGGAUUUGACCUCCUAUUAGACAAAUCAAUCUAAUCUGUGACUCUUGUAAAAAAAAAAAAAAACAGAAUAAAAACAGAUUCUUCUGUCUGCGUUGGUCA